Eurytemora carolleeae is the source of this 507-nucleotide messenger RNA. RefSeq lists its product as uncharacterized. The transcript has 3 exons. Bases 1 to 507 code for a protein of 168 amino acids. The record is from RefSeq and is a predicted model, not a curated record. NCBI's taxonomy places the organism in Eukaryota, Metazoa, Arthropoda, Copepoda, Calanoida, Temoridae.
AUGGCAGAGCAGGACUGGUUAGCUCUGAGACCAUUCCCUUACUGCUCAUUUUCAGUUUUGUCCGACUCUUCUGGAGCAAUUGUUGGAGCUACAGGAAAUGCUGAAUCUUCUAGAUCAACAGUAGGAGCUGCAGUAAAUGCUGAAUUUUCCGGAGCAAUUGUUGGAGCUACAGGAAAUGCUGAAUCUUCUCGAGCAACUGUUAGAGCUGCAGUCAAUGCUGAAUCUUCUAGAGCAAAUGUUGGAGCUGUAGUAAAUGCUGAAUCUUCUAGAGCAACUGUUGGAGCUGCAGUAAAUGCUGAUUCUUCUAAAGCAACUAUAAGAGCUGCAGUAAAUGCUGAAUCUAAAGAGCAACUAGCUACUGUAGGAGCUGCAGUUAAUUCUGUAUCUUCUAGAGCUACUGUAGGAGCUGCAGUAAAUGCUGAAUCUUCUAGAGCUACUGUAAGAGCUGCAGUAAAUGCUGAAUCUACUGAAGAAACUGUUAGAGCUGCAGUGAAUGAUGACUCUUAG